AUGGCAGCAUCCUCGCGUGAAUUCGGGCCUACACCGAGCCCGAGUCCAAGCUCAGUUGGGCCUAUAUCUCCUUAUUGCGCACCUGAGUCGCUCCGCAACCUUAAACCGAACCCGAAAUGGGAUGUUUUUGGGUUCGGAGUGAUUCUUUUAGAGCUUCUCACGGGCAAAAUUGUGUCCGUGGACGAAGUCGGAAUCGGAAAUGGGCUGACCGUAGAAGAUGGGAACCGGGCGUUAAUAAUGGCUGACGUGGCGAUCCGGUCUGAAUUGGAGGGCAAAGAGGACUUUUUACUUGGUCUUUUCAAGUUGGGAUAUAGUUGUGCAUCUCAAGUUCCACAAAAGAGACCGACCAUGAAGGAUGCUUUAGUAGUCUUUGAAAGGUUCCCUAUUAUCUCUUCGUCUAAGUCUCCAUCGUACCGUUACGGACACUAUUAA
This is a messenger RNA of Thlaspi arvense, 432 nucleotides long. The record is from the annotation of a GenBank genome assembly. Lineage: Eukaryota; Viridiplantae; Streptophyta; Magnoliopsida; Brassicales; Brassicaceae.